AUGAAUUUCUAUGGGUUUUACGGAGCGACAUUAUUAUCCGCACGGUCUGGUUCAGUAAUAGCUGAUGUCUUAAUAAAGACAACCAACUCGACCCGAGACAGAGCCAAGAAGAUCCUAGAAGAAAACAUACAAACCGCAAAAUUUGGAUCAAUUCCUGUCGAUCGAGGGUCUUAUUAUUUCAAAGACAAAACUGAAGUUUGUCCUGGUGAAUUUCUCAAUGUCACGUGGUCUGACAUGCUGGUAAAUGAGACAGCUAUCGCAGAAUGCCCAAGAGGAGCUAAAGGUAUUGCCAAACGUAAUUGCACUGAGAAUGGUUGGUAUUACCCAGACUACACGCAAUGCAUAAGUGAUCCUUUUGCAGAAGCAAGAAAAAAGAUGCGCUUAGCAACACUUGGGCCAUCCUCCGCUCCAAGUUUAGACAUCCUAUCAGUGCUGAGUGACGUCAAGAAUAUUACAGUUGCAUUUCGGGACUAUUCUCACAUCGCAGGUGAUCUGAACUCGUGUGUGGAGAUCAUAGAAAUGUUGACRAACUAUACAAAACACCAUCGUAACGAUAUUGGAUUCAACGACGAUGAAGCAAAGCUUGUUGUUGAUAUUACAAGUAACUUACUCAACAAGAACCACGAACAAGAAUUCAUAAUAUCUCAAAAGCUUAUACAAAAAGCUUCGACCCUUAUUCGAGUGGUAGAGAAGUAUGGUCUACAAGCUGCCGCCGCUGUAUCCAAUGGCACCAACGAACUCAAGUUCUUUAUCGCUGAGAAUGUGGUGAUGGGCGUAGGACUUGUCGAACCGCUGACCAUCACAAACGAUGUCACUUUUCCAAAUUAUGAACUCCCAGAAGUGGACUCCCUUCGUACGGCGUGGGGGUCGAGCAGUUUUAUUGUCAUCGACAAAGAAGUAAUAGAAGAUCUCACUAAAGUGAAAAAUUUCAAAGUUGCGGGAUUCCUUUAUCGAACSCUAACAAGAAUAUUGUCUGCUGAAAGUGCUUAUAGUAUGGUUGGUCAAGGAUUCGAGAUUAACUCWGCGGUCGUCUCGCUUACUCUAGACCCACCUCUGCCACCAAAGCUGAAGACACCUGUYAUUAUUGCCUCAAAUAACUUGGACGAAGUGCGGCUUGACGGUGAUUCUCCCAUYUGUGCAUUCUGGGAUUUCAAUCUUAACGAGCCUAAUGGUGGAUGGUCAGACAAAGGUUGUUGGUACACUCACUACAACACGCAUAACACAACAUGUYUGUGCGAUCAUUUGACRAACUUYGCAGUGCUGAARGAGAAACCAGUGUUUUUYCCCCAACCACAAAAGGCUAUUCUUAUUUCUCCGCCUUUCUUCCUGUGUAUUCUGAUUGGUUGUAUCAUCAUGAUCUGYUUCUGCGCCAUAACGCUGAUCCUGUUGUUGAUAUUUGCUUGGCGAAUGAGGCCAGACAGGACGUGGGGUAUGCAUAUGUUUGUGUGUGCGACCCUCAUCACCGCUUUUGCUCUCAUWAUCGUUGGUCUGUACAAAUAUGAUGAAAGUGUUUUUUUCUGCCGACUUCUAUCGAUGCUGGUUCAUUACUUCUUUUUGUGUGCCUUUACUUGGAUCAUGGCCGAAGGUGUAUACAUGUAUGUAUGGACAACCACAGAGGGACCCAAGAAAAGAUAUUGGAUUGGUUAUUUCUUCAUUGGCUUUGUUCCAGCUGGAAUUCCACUGGCUGUUACAUGGCUCAUUCAAGGAAUGCAGAGAUUUGAAAGUGUGGUGUCUUGCUGGAUGAGUCUUUCAAAUGUUCUUCUUUGGGUAUUCUUUAUACCAGCUGCAAUCUUUUUAUUGAUAACUAUUCUAAUCUUUCGUCAAGUAUGGAGAACUGCAACUGGCAACCUACGUGUACCUCUUAAAGCUACAUACUGGAGAACUCGUUUUAGGGUCCAUGUUCGGUAUUGUAUCGCAAUCCAAAUUCUUCUGAUUAUCACGUGGCUUUGUGGAAAUCUUGUCCUGACAUACUAUAUGUACCCUCUUCUUGAACUGAUCUUCUGUAUUUUGUUUAUCAUAUUCUGUGUUAUAACAGGCUUUGUAAUUAUUGUGUUUUACUGCAUCGCUGAUCGACAGUUUGACGAUGCUUUCCGAGAAUGUUGCUGCUUCUGCUGYAAUCAAGGGAAGUACGAGGUACAGAAACGUGAAGACCUUUGGGCAGAGCAACACCCUGAGCCGGUUCAACAUGCAGAAGUCAUACGACCAGAGCAACAAUCCAUACUGGAAGAAGAACAACACGAUCCUUUAAUAGUCUACGUUACCCGUAAGAAACAAGCAUCGGAACCUUCCAUGAGCUCUGAAGACGAUCCAUUAUAUGAGAGAGUUAAAAAACCAGACGAGAGGCCUGAACCGAAGGACGAAGAAGAAGGACCAAGAGAGGAACCUGUGUAUGCCAAGGUUCAUAAAGACGAGCCGUAUGAAGACGAUGACCCGUUCCCCGUUGCUCAGCCCGGCUCACCGCGUUUCCAACGCGGCUUAACCCGCUUGGAAGUAAUACGCAUGGCAAAGAAAUCCGACGCUGCCAAGAGAGAACUCAAGAAAUACGAGAGCCCGAAGGGCAGCCAGGAUGAUUUGGCGGAACAUCCUACUUACUUGUUGAAUCAAAAGGAACUCGACGAAGAACUGCAGCAUUUCAGGACAUUUUUUGCAGAGAGUCAACAAAGCUCACCAAAACCAUCAACUUCAACGACACCCCCCGGGACGCCAACCCCCUCGUCUGGGCCGYGCACCUACAGCGCUACUUCAAGCUCAUCGAGUACCACUAAGACAACAAGAAUCGUGAAAAAGACCACGGCAAGCACUCUUAAGGAGUCAAGCUCUACUCGARCUCAAACYCAGACYCAUGAAAGUUUUGAGAGUUCRAGUACAUUUACUCAYGAGUCGUCGACUCGAGUUAUUCGAGAUACCUCGACUGAUAGAGACACGCCUCCGGCUAUACCGCCUCGUGCGCCUGAUUUAUUAGACGAUGAUGAUUAUGAUCCAAACGAAUCUGAUGCCAAGAUGAGGCUUCUUGAUGUAGAGCGAGACGAUGAGAGUCUCACGGAUGUUUCAGCUGCCGAUGAUUUUGACAAAGACAGCGAUGACGAAGGG
Molecule: messenger RNA, 3090 nt
Organism: Exaiptasia diaphana
Lineage: Eukaryota; Metazoa; Cnidaria; Anthozoa; Actiniaria; Aiptasiidae
Product: adhesion G protein-coupled receptor L1
Biological process (GO): cell surface receptor signaling pathway; adenylate cyclase-activating G protein-coupled receptor signaling pathway
Cellular component (GO): membrane
Molecular function (GO): G protein-coupled receptor activity
Source: RefSeq, a predicted model, not a curated record